AAGUAAACAUUCGUUAAAAAACGAUAAGACUAAUGCUGCAAGAUAUGUCAUUGUUUCUGUCUGUUAAAUCAAUGUUUAUUAAAUGGUAACAGAUGGUUUAUGUUUAUAUUGUAAUUAUGUUUUUUAAUUUUUGAGUUUAAUUGUUUUCUGAAGAAAUGGGUAUCAAAAUCAUUGAAGAUGGAAUUGUUAUCUUCUUUUGUUUUAAUGUACUUUUAUCUAUCAAUAGUAUAAAUGUGAACUGCAAAUUGAUCUCAAUCCAAGCUAAUGGUUUGGUCACUGCUUUAGGAGACUUCGAUUCAGACAAAUUAACGGACUUUUUUGUUAUCAACCCUAGUCGUAGUUCAUUUCAAGUGCUCAAAGCAACAGAAAAACCUGAUUUCGUCGUUGAUCCCGCUUUAGAAUGUUACACCAGCAAAAAAGAACCCAUUGUUGGCCUUAUUCCCGGUGACUUUCUGGGAAAAGCUUUUAUGGAUAUUAUUGUGAUAACCAAGGACGCUGAUCAUUCCACUAAUAAUGUUCAGUUCAAAUUAUUCCUCAUACCUGGUAAUAGAACUCAUUUAAAUUGUCAUUACCUUUCGGAAGGCUUAUUUUUCGCCAAAGUGACUCAUCAGCCAUUAGCUUUAGAUUAUAAUGGAGAUAUGAUAAUUGAUUUGCUUGCUCGUGAUGUCGAUGGUCAAAGAUACAUUUACACUUCAAUUAAGGAGUCUAAUGCUACUCGUGUCAAUUUAAGCAUUGCUGAUAAUGAUGGAAUAAUACGUUCACCUAAUAGUAAUAGUUUUAUUGAUUUUGAUGGUGACUAUAGGAGUGACUUGAUUAUUGAAAGUGAUAAAGCUAUGGAGUAUUGGUCUCGUUCUACUGCUGGUUUCAAGAAAAUCAAAGAAAUCCCAUUUCCUAAAUACAAACUCAUUGGUAUGUCAACUUAUGCCGACAUGAAUGCUGAUGGAAUUGUUGAUCACAUAUUGCCAGUCUGUGGAGAUUCAAGUUGUUCAUCUUCAUCUGCUCUUUUAGUAUUGGAUGGCUCUAAAAAUCAAUGGUCUGUUCUCAAUGAUCAUUUCUCUGAUGUAGCCGGAACGUCUGGAUCAUUGCAGUUUGCGGUAAUCCAAGAUAGCUCAGACCAGUUUGUUUUUCCAUUGAAACUUCGGCAAGCUGAUGUUGAUGGUGAUGGAUAUCCUGAUUUACUUGGUUUAAUGAAAUCUAAAGAUUCAAAUUUAGUUAAAGUCAUCAUCUUACAGAAUAUAAAAAAUGAGACAAAUAUUUUAGGUCGAUCUUUUGUACCUCGUUGGUUCAUUGAUGCUGGUUUGAGUCAAACUAAUUCACCUGUAUUAGCAUCUUUUGCAGAUAUUAGCGAAGAUGGAAAAGCUGACGUAUUAGUCAAUUCUCGUGUUUCUGGGAAACCUAAUUACAUGAUCUCAGCCGUUCUCAAUGAUCAGAUGUAUGAUGCAUGUUUUCUUAAAGUUCUGGUAACCAGUGGACUUUGUUAUGGAGACUGUCCAAGUAUUGAAAAAACGUUGGAUGGAUCAGCACCAUCAUCUGUCAUUCCAUAUGGAACUAACCAACCUGGUCCCUCUAUUAGCUAUCAACUGAUUGAUACUGCAGGCAAUCGAAGAAUUGGAUUCGCUGGUCAAUUAUCUCAGUCAUCGGAUUUUAGUCUUCAAAUGCCCUAUUCUAUUUUUGGUCUUGGCCAAUUACCCAAUUUCGUUGAUAAUUUAACAGCUUCUAUACCAUCAGCUACAGACAAUGUGAUAAGAGUCAGCUCUUGGUCUCAAAUUGUCCCUGAUGCUCAGGUUGUUGUUAUACCUUAUCCGCCUAGUGAUCCACGAAUAUGGCGAACUAAAUUAUUUAUUACACCAAGUGACAUAGUCAUUUCGACUUUAAUCACAUUAAUAUCAAUAUGUGUUUUAUUGGCUUUAAUUAUUCUUUUAUUACACAGAAAAGAGGUUCUUGAAGACUUAGCUGAGCACGAGGAAUAUAAACGACAUUGGCCGGAAAGCAGAUGAUGUUAAUAAUUUCUGAUCAAUAAUGAUGAUCUCUUCUCUACCUCUGUCUACUCCUCCUUGAAAUUGUUCAGUAAUUUUCUCGGCAAUGUAGUCAAUUUUAUUUAAUUUGAACCACCGAUAAAAUUGAUAAUAUUAUGAGGGAUUGAACAAUCAAAGCACAAGAUGUAAUCGUGAAUUGAAAAUUUUGCGCUGUUUCAAAGCUAUUUAAAAGUGAAAAUCUAUUAUAAUAGUCAACUAUUAAGCAAUGUCUGCAUUCGAGUCAGCCCCAGUGUAUUUGUGACAAAGUUAAUUUUUCAAUAAAAUAUUUCUAUUACAAAA
Messenger RNA from Tetranychus urticae (two-spotted spider mite), 2315 nucleotides. RefSeq names its product T-cell immunomodulatory protein. Gene Ontology annotation, cellular component: plasma membrane. The record is from RefSeq and is a predicted model, not a curated record. NCBI's taxonomy places the organism in Eukaryota, Metazoa, Arthropoda, Arachnida, Trombidiformes, Tetranychidae.